AACAAGUUUGACAAAAUGGCCGUCCUCGAUGUCCGGAAUGACGAAAUAUGAUAAAUUUAAUGUAAUUUCAGCACCAUUUACAGCAUUUAGAAGAUAAACCUAAACAAAAAUGUCAUCUGGAGUAAUAUUAGGCGGACUCUGUCUGGCUGCCAUUGGAUUUGGUGGAAGGUAUUUGGCAAGACAUGGAAAAACAGUUACGGAAGCCAUGAAAAAACAAGUGGAUUCUCUCCCUUCUGGAACCUUCAGUAAAUAUUAUAAAGGGGGUUUCGAUCAGAAAAUGUCUAAAAGAGAGGCUGGGCUAAUCUUGGGAGUGAGUCCUGCAGCCAGUAAAGCGAAAGUAAAAGAAGCUCAUAAGAGAAUUAUGUUAUUAAACCACCCAGAUCGAGGAGGAUCUCCAUAUUUAGCUGCUAAGAUAAAUGAAGCCAAAGAUCUUAUGGAUGUUGGAAAUAAAAAAAUUGGAUCUCCAAUGCGAUAAAGUGUUAUAAUUGAGAGACGAAAUGAAGAAGGAUUUAGAUAAACACAAAUGAACAAAGAGCAUAGUGUUUGUGUAGUAUUAAUACUACAUUGUACCUAAAAUUUGACAAUAAUAUUAGCUUAGAGGACUAGGCUAGCGUACACCAGUGCCUUUGAAUAUUUGCAUUGAGAACUAAGUAACAGGUUAAAGCAGUCUAAUUAAAAAAAGACCUAACUUUCGUUCAGUUUUUAUGAGCAUUUAUUAUUAUUCAGCCACUACAAUAGAAAUAAAAGCUAACAAAAACAGAAUAAAAGUUUGGUUAAAUUUGAUUUAGACUGGCCAUAAAGUUUUCUAAAGUCAAUCUUUGUUGUGUUGUGAAAGACAGACAUAAAUGUAGAAUGCACUUCAUGAACUAUUUAGCCAGAUGAAAAUAAAUUGAAUGUUUAAAAAUUAGAGCAGUUAGUAGCAGUGAUAUGAUAGUGAAAUAAUUAACUGAGUGUGUUUCCAGUUGUGAAUCUGUUUAUUACAUGUGAAAAUGUAUUUUAGUUUUUGAAAAAAACUUCAUUAAAUUUC
Messenger RNA from Lottia gigantea (owl limpet), 1027 nucleotides. RefSeq lists its product as hypothetical. Gene Ontology annotation, cellular component: PAM complex, Tim23 associated import motor. Gene Ontology annotation, biological process: protein import into mitochondrial matrix. Gene Ontology annotation, molecular function: ATPase activator activity. The record is from RefSeq and is a predicted model, not a curated record. NCBI's taxonomy places the organism in Eukaryota, Metazoa, Mollusca, Gastropoda, Lottiidae. Bases 110 to 475 code for a protein of 121 amino acids. The transcript has a single exon.